Erigeron canadensis is the source of this 867-nucleotide messenger RNA. RefSeq lists its product as uncharacterized. Lineage: Eukaryota; Viridiplantae; Streptophyta; Magnoliopsida; Asterales; Asteraceae. Bases 178 to 591 code for a protein of 137 amino acids. The record is from RefSeq and is a predicted model, not a curated record. The transcript is spliced from 5 exons.
AUUAAAGAAUAACAAAUAACCAGGUAAAGGAGGAGCAACCUGCAACUGGAACCAGUUUCAAAAAAUAAACCCCAAAAUAACAAGAUCGGAGGGACAGACGACAAGUGAUAUCGAAACCCUCCGUCCUCAAAGUUAUUUUGUUUCGAAUAAAAUAAUAAAAAUAAUCUGGGAAGCGAGAUGGAAGGACUAACAGAAGAGGAACGAAAAGCUCUCCGGGGAAGCAAAUUUGCUCCUCUUCCUUCCGCCGCCGCCGCCGCCGCCGCCGCCCCUUCCGUUUCUCGAUCCAGAUUGGCACACCCAGGAGGACCAAUGAAGACUAACAAAGCGGCGGCGUUAGCCAAGUUUCUGGAACGAAAGUCCCAGGAACCAAAUGGGUUAUCUUCUAUGAAUCCAAAACUUGUCGAAUUGGCUGUUAAAAAUGCCAAAGACACUGUUAGAGCAAGCAAUGCUUCAAAUUCUGAAAGAAGAAUCCAGCAUGUAAAUUCAUUUGGUGACUCUGAGGAUAUAGUAGAAGAAGAUGAAGAAUCAAAAGUGAAGUUAAUCAAAAAGAAGAAAAAGAACAAGAAAAAUAAAAAACAGAAGGUGAUCUAGAUGCCAAAACGGAGUCUUUUUCACAGCAAUCUUCUACCGUAUAGACAGGUUUUUGAUACCCAAAUAUUUGGUUAUUGGUUAGAGAUCCCCACAGAAAUGUGUUGUAACAUGAUUUUGUCACACCCAUUGUUUUUUGACGACAAAAAGCACCAUAUUAUGUGUUUCCAAAAUCUGAUUUAUUGCACCUGUCAGCAUCUUUGUCAUUUUCCUUGGAGAUACAUAACUUGUGUAGUGUUUGUUAAAUUGUCAUUUGAGUUAAAGGUAGUUUUGUUUGAU